AUAAUUGCUGUGCUUCUGUUAUUAACUGUAAAUGUGAUGUUUACAGGCUGUGAGCUGGUGAAGGCAGGGUUAGAGGCGGUGACUGGGUUCACAGGAGAGUCUGUAGUUCUGCCCUGCGUCUGCACUGACCUACAGGACAAACCAAAGUCUGUAAAAUGGGCGUUUAGAAGAGAAUCUGGAACAAAUUAUCAGAAAAUUUACCCUGAACAGACUGGACAUCACAGGAACAGAGUCAAACUGGUCAGUAAAAACCCUCCAGGAAACCUCUCUCUACUCAUAUCAGACCUGACUGAAGAGGAUCAGGGAGAGUACAGAUGUUCUGCACAGGCUGAUUACAAAUAUUUCAGACUAUCUGUUAAAGCCAAAAGAAGAGAAACUUCAACACACUCAAGGAAAACAGACACAACACCUCCAUCAGAACCAACAACACUGGAACAAGAUAAACAGCAAACACACAGCAGCCUCCCUAUAGUUUUUGGCAUUCUGGCGGUUUUAUUGUUGGUGAUACCUGGUGUAGUGACAUUUAUUUGUUGGAGACAUAGAGGUACAUGCGCGCGAGGAAGAUGUGGAGAGAACAGGAUGACUGAAGAACGUCCAGACUGGAAGAGAAAGCAGGAGGAUCAGACUGGACCAGAUGAUACUUACUCCACUGUAACCUACAUUAACACCUGGAGCAGCAAAGGUUCAGAUCAACGCUGGAGAGGAAACUGA
Neoarius graeffei (lesser salmon catfish) is the source of this 711-nucleotide messenger RNA. RefSeq lists its product as uncharacterized. The record is from RefSeq and is a predicted model, not a curated record. The transcript is spliced from 5 exons. Gene Ontology annotation, cellular component: external side of plasma membrane. Gene Ontology annotation, biological process: cellular response to lipopolysaccharide; positive regulation of T cell proliferation; T cell costimulation. Bases 37 to 711 code for a protein of 224 amino acids. Lineage: Eukaryota; Metazoa; Chordata; Actinopteri; Siluriformes; Ariidae.